CUAUGCUUGUACAGUCUGUUUAUCAAAACCAUUUACAGAUUCUAAUUAAUUACUGUCAAUCCUAAGGAUCCUAGGGUGCCCUAUCUUUCUUCUUUCCCUCUUCUCAAAAUAGAAAGAAUGAAACAUGUUUUUUACUUUCCUUUAAAAUUCUAGGACCUAAAUAUAUUCUCCAAGAAGGGGUAAUGACUUUGGGCUUCUCCAACAAUUGCAAGUCAUUGUCCAAGUUUUGUCCUAAAAUUAUUUGGAAAUCAAUUCUCAAUAUUUGCAUAGUAAAUAUUUAUAGACCACACAUUGUGUGGAAGUUUCUAUGUUGGACCCUGACUCUGCCUAUUAGCCACUUAAAAGUUUUCUCAGUGUUCAGAAGCUCAUCCAAAUAAGGCUCACCUAAUGUAUCUGAAUCUCUUUCAUCUGAGCAUUAACCAGAGUGCUUCUUCCCACAUUAUAUCACCUGCCUAAAAAAAAAAAAUCCUUUUAAAAAUUGGCCAGAGCAAGCCUUCUUGUCAUAUACUAAGCCGUCACUAAUUAGUUUUUGAAUAAAGAAAAUAAAUGAGUGACUGGAAAAUGGGAAAAACACAUUACCUACAUAUACAUGGUUUUGCUAAACUGCAUGAAAAAGCGGUUGGUAAUUAUAAUUCUGAUGAUUUGUCUUAGUCAUCACAAUUUUCAUCUGAUGAUAUCAAAAGAUAAUGGAGUUGAAUGUUUGUUGUUGUUUCUUUCAAAUUUCAGACAUUCAAACAAUGAAGAGCAACCAGACAAUCCUGAAGGAAUUCAUUCUUAUUGGCUUUUCUGUGUACCCACAUGUACAGACAUUUCUUUUUGUGGUCUUCUUUUGUCUCUACCUUCUCACCCUUGCAGGUAAUCUGACCAUCAUGGGUCUAACUUGGGUGGACAGGUACCUCCACACCCCUAUGUAUCUCUUCCUUAGUGCACUGUCCUUCUCUGAGACCUGCUACACACUGACUAUCAUCCCCAAGAUGCUGGAAGAUCUACUGGCCAAGGACAGAAGCAUUUCAGUCAUAGGUUGUAGCUUACAGAUGUGUUUCUUCUUGGGUCUUGGUGGCACAAACUGUAUCAUCCUCACUUUGAUGGGAUAUGACCGUUUCCUGGCCAUCUGUAACCCUCUAAGAUAUCCACUGCUUAUGACCAACAUUGUAUGUGGCAAACUUGUGGCCUCUGCUUGCACUGGAGGCUUCUUUGUCUCUCUUACAGAGACUGCACUGAUAUUCAGGAACUCUUUCUGCAGACCCAGCCUUGUCAAACACUUCUUCUGCCAUAUGCGGGCAGUUGUUAGGCUGUCCUGCAUAGACAGUAGCCUCACGGAAUUCAUUGUAACACUGAUCUCAGUGUCCGGCUUGCUGGGUACCUUCCUGCUCAUUAUCCUGACUUAUGUCUUCAUUAUUUCCACUGUCCUCAGGAUCCCUUCCACUGAAGGCAAGCAGAAGGCUUUCUCCACCUGUGCCUCCCACCUCACAGUGGUUAUCAUCCACUUUGGUUUUGCAUCUAUCGUUUAUUUGAAGCCAGAAGCCUCAGGAGGAGAUGACACACUCAUAGCAGUCCCUUAUACUGUCAUUACCCCGUUCCUCAGCCCCAUCAUAUUCAGCCUGAGGAAUAAGGACAUGAAAAAUGCUUUCAGAAGAAUGAUGGGAAACACAGUUGCCUUGAAAAAAUAAUCUUAGGUUGUUGCUGCUUGUUUGAAGCAUGGCUCAGUGUCCCCAGAAUUCAAUGAGGGCAUUUAUCCUAUGACACCUGGGGAAGCCUAAACCACUUGCCUUGUUCCAGAGGUUGGGAUAUAAGCAGCAAGUAACAGAGACUGGGAACUAAGUCAUCACAGGCAGCUAGCUUGUUAAGAGAAGUUGUCCAACCCUCUGCUAUCCAGUGUCAGAAGAAGAAUGCCCCUGCAGAUAUAGGAUUCUAAUAAUCAACUUCCAUGUGUCCUGAAUAUUCAUUAAUUGGGUAAAGAGUGUGGAAGGAAAAAAAAAGCAUAUAAAACCACUGCAUUGAGAGAUGUUUUAAAAUAUCUAAAGCUGUCA
Sapajus apella (tufted capuchin) is the source of this 2030-nucleotide messenger RNA. Its product is annotated as olfactory receptor 10X1. Gene Ontology annotation, biological process: G protein-coupled receptor signaling pathway. Gene Ontology annotation, molecular function: olfactory receptor activity; G protein-coupled receptor activity. The transcript has a single exon. NCBI's taxonomy places the organism in Eukaryota, Metazoa, Chordata, Mammalia, Primates, Cebidae. The record is from RefSeq and is a predicted model, not a curated record. Bases 687 to 1670 code for a protein of 327 amino acids. Gene Ontology annotation, cellular component: membrane.